AGUGACGGAACAUAGGGACUAGAGAGAGAUACUAUGGCGACGACCCUUAUGAACAGAGCAAUCUCCAGAACCGAGACCUUCGGUUCUUUCAAACUAUCUAUCAAUCUCCUGAGGAAUUUCUCUGCGCCGGCGGCGGCAUCUCCGUCGACGGAAAACCGUAGCAGCUCCGAUUCGAUAAAACCUAAACGAAGGAAGAAGAAGAGUCUGUUCGAAGUCUCUCAAUUCUUACCCAAUUGGGGAAUUGGAUAUCAUAUUGCUAAAGCUCACUGGAACGGAAUCUCUUACGAAAUCACUAAGAUCAAUCUCUACAAGGAUGGUAGGCAUGGAAAAGCGUGGGGCAUUGUUCACAAAGAUGGGUUGCGAGCUGCGGAAGCUCCAAAGAAGAUAAGUGGUGUUCACAAACGCUGCUGGAAGUAUAUCCCAAACCUUUCAAAGACCACACCUGCAACCAACUCUGCCCAAGUCCAACCUGCCUGAUCUGUUUUACUUCCAUCGUUUCUGGGUACUUCUCAGGAUAUAUAUAUCUGUUUCUUUUACUUUGGAAAAUACAACUGUUGUUUAUGUUCCUUUUUAUUUCGUCCCUAGCUUUGUUGAGAUCCGUAAUCGUCGGAUCAUGAUCGAUUUUAGGUUCAUCUUGCUAAAGACUUUUACACUUCUUGGGACCGAUUUCGCUACGAUUAAGUAUGAACUUGUCUUGUAGGAGAUCUUCUGGUUAUGAAAGAUCUAAUAAAACCUCAAUUACCUGUUGUCCUAAAACUUAUGUUGUCAUAGAGAACCAACCAGACUCUAGUUCCAUGUCAAGUCUUUUUGGUCUUUUCUCCACCGUAUAUGUUUGUCUUCCAACUUUAUGGAAGCUGUUGUUUUGUUGAAAGUUUGGUUACACACGCUUUGGU
Molecule: messenger RNA, 893 nt
Organism: Eruca vesicaria subsp. sativa (arugula)
Lineage: Eukaryota; Viridiplantae; Streptophyta; Magnoliopsida; Brassicales; Brassicaceae
Source: the annotation of a GenBank genome assembly